AUGUUUCUAGGUAUAUCUGUAUUAAUCACCUCAUUAAAAUCACAUACAAACUGCUCACACUUAGAAACAACUGACUCAGUUCGUCAAUAUAUCUUAGAAAAAAAAUGGCAACAAGAUGGAGAGUAUGGUUCAUUGACCUUAUGGUAUGAAAAGAUAAUUAAGGAGAAUGAUUCAUUAAAUAUUUUAUCAUAUUUUUGUCCUCUGGAAGAUUUCAAUACACCAUUCUUUGAUGAAAAUAAACAUUUGAUUGGACAAAUUUCAGCACUUUUUGCUCAAAAAGAUGGGUUUAUUUUAAGUGAACAUCCAAAUGAGCCUUGUCAGCAUUCACGUGUAAAUAUACAUGAAUGUGAGAAAAGAAAAAUAAAUCAUGAGGAAUUCAUAGUAUCUUGGCCUAAAAUAUUAAUUUUCGAAAUUACCCAAAGAGAUAAUGGUAGUUCUAAUUCAUCAGAGAGUUUGAAUUUUCCUCUUCAUCUAAACUCUGGAUGCUUGAAUUAUAGUUUAUUAGGACGUGUAUAUAGUACUUCUACAAGUGGAAGUCAUUUUUAUAGUAGAUUAAUAAAAAACUUUAAUGAAAAUAUUGGUAUUUACAAAUAUGAUGAUCUUAAUGGUGGGAUUGCGAUUUUAGAAUCAAAUAAUCCAAUUUCACUAGCAGGGGAACAACAAUUAGCAACUUUGGUUGCAUAUAAUCUAGAGGAAGACAAUUUGGAUUAUUUUAAUAGUAAAACAAAUAUUUUAAUAGAUAAAUUAAGAAAUUAUAACAUUGAAAUUCCUAAUAAUAUUACUUCAGGAAUGAAAUUGAUGGAAUUUUUUAUGGAUAAAUCAAAUCAAUAUCACACGAUUUCAAGUUCUAACAAUAGAGUUGAAGGCCCAAAUACUAGUGAUAAAAGAACUAAUAAAAAAGAAUGUGAUAAAGAUCUCUGA
Messenger RNA from Entrophospora sp. SA101, 921 nucleotides. Lineage: Eukaryota; Fungi; Glomeromycota; Glomeromycetes; Entrophosporales; Entrophosporaceae. The record is from the annotation of a GenBank genome assembly.